AUGCCGUCUGUAUCCACUCGACUGGGUGACGUUGUUUACCAAACCCAAGGAGAGGGUGUCCCAGUGGUCUUGCUGCACGCGACUUUGCACGACCACCACGAUUUCGAUACCAUUAUCACAUCACUAGCCAAGAACUACCAAACUAUCGCUAUCGACUGGCCAUGGCAUGGCGAGUCGAAAGGCCUGGCAACCACCGAGACCCUGAGCGCCAUGACCCUUGCCGACGUCUUGGAGGACAUUGCGACUACACUCAAGCUGCCGCCCGCCUUUUUCAUUGGAAAUUCUGUAGGAGGCUUCGCAGCGGCCAGAUUGGCUAUUACACAUCCCGAACACGUCCGUGGCCUGGUCCUAGUCAACAACGGUGGCUUUGUUAAUUGGCCCUUGCAUGCGCGGGUUUUUGCCCGACUGCUCGGCAUUCCCUUCGUCUCGCGCCUCCUGAUGCCAUUUUUGGUGCCGAGAUAUAUGCUUCCGCAGACACCACAAGACGAAACAAUCUCACAACAUGCACAAGCAAGGGCUCGAACGCAGUCCGGUGCCACCGUAGCCGCUGCUAUCUGGCGCAGCUUUACCGACCCCGGUCAUGACUUGCGCAGUCGCGGGUCGCAAAUUAAGGCACCGACCCUGAUUGUUUGGGGAUCUCAGGACCCUCUGUACCGACCAGAUGUCAAGCAUACAGUGCAAGAACACAUCCCAGGAUCGCGGCUUGAGGUCUUUAAUGCCGGCCAUGUGGUGUUCUCGUCAAAGCCCGAUGAAUUUAUGCGCGUGGUGGAGCCGUUCUUUCAGUCUGCCCUAGAAACUCCAGAAGGAGAGUAG
Molecule: messenger RNA, 813 nt
Organism: Penicillium riverlandense
Lineage: Eukaryota; Fungi; Ascomycota; Eurotiomycetes; Eurotiales; Aspergillaceae
Product: alpha/beta fold hydrolase
Exons: 1
Coding region: 1-813 (270 amino acids)
Source: RefSeq, a predicted model, not a curated record